UAUGUAACACAUUUUCAGAUCCUCUUCUUGCGCUUGACCCAUAAUGCUUUGCGCCUUGAGGAUUUCGUGAAUUGACUUCAGCUCCUUAAAAGUGACUUUUGUUGUGUGCCCACUUCAAACAAUCGUAAACRAAAUCCUAAACUGCAGUUCUACAGAAUUCCAAAAGAUCCAAGUCGAAACUUGUAUAUCUGGUAACCCUGUGUUAAUAAACUGGCCUGGAUACAUUUCCAGUAAACAAAUAUGAACUUCAUUCGUUCGAUUCAUGAAGAUUGCAUAACCAACUGGAAUGACAUGUGUUGGUCUUUGCGAGCAAAUCUUCGUGCUCUUUCCAAGACUCUAAAGUUCAUCUCUCUGCUCGAUUCACAAGUAAAAUCAUCUUCAUUUGAAAAUGUUAUGAUGGAAACACAGAAGGCUAAAGUUGUUCUCUUUGGUGAACAUCAUCAUGAACCGCAAAUUCUCAAAGCACAGCUUUGUAUUCUUGAAGGCAUGGCUUCACAAGCCCAAAACCAAGACAGAAAAUUGGUAGUGGUUGUAGAGAUGUUCAACUUUCAACAGCAAAGCCUGCUAGAUGCAUAUCACAACCAUGAAAUCACUUUGAAUGAGCUUCAUCAAAAGUACAAGGGCACAGAAGGAUUUUCCAUCCUAAAUCAUUAUGGAUAUAUUCUUGACGUUGCUAGAAGUUUYGGAAUCAAAGUUAUUGCAGGGUUURUUCCAAAACCACUUUGUAGAACUAUUAUMWAUGARGGAAAAGAACACACCUUGAAAAAGAUAGACAAAAUCGGUGGMCCUUCAAAAGAUUUUUACAUUGAUGGGACUGAGAAMCAUUACAGAUAUUUCCAGGGUUUGAUAAGUGGGAACAUGACUGAUGUUGUAGACAACAAAUACCGCAAGAUAUUCCCAUCUCAAAUUUUAAAAGACAGUUUCUUUGCACAUACUGUUACCAAUAUAAUUGAGACAUSUGAUGAUGUCAAAGUAUUAGCCUUGUGUGGCUCAGGACACAUGGACCAUGGAUAUGGGGUACCAGAAAGAAUUCCAAGUCAUAUUCCAAGACUUCUGAUUACUUCAAGAAUGAAAGAAGACCCAAUYGAGAAGGAUGUUGCACAUUUUAUUUAUCAAUACUCAUAAAUUAAGAAAAGUCUUUCUCUAUAUUAAUCGAUUAUUAAUAUAUUUUUAAUAAAUAGACUUYUGUCAAUAAUUCAG
This is a messenger RNA of Exaiptasia diaphana, 1200 nucleotides long. RefSeq lists its product as uncharacterized. The transcript has 3 exons. Bases 241 to 1125 code for a protein of 294 amino acids. The record is from RefSeq and is a predicted model, not a curated record. NCBI's taxonomy places the organism in Eukaryota, Metazoa, Cnidaria, Anthozoa, Actiniaria, Aiptasiidae.